This is a messenger RNA of Leptidea sinapis, 1166 nucleotides long. RefSeq names its product INO80 complex subunit B. Gene Ontology annotation, biological process: chromatin remodeling. Gene Ontology annotation, cellular component: Ino80 complex. Bases 209 to 1165 code for a protein of 318 amino acids. The record is from RefSeq and is a predicted model, not a curated record. NCBI's taxonomy places the organism in Eukaryota, Metazoa, Arthropoda, Insecta, Lepidoptera, Pieridae. The transcript has 3 exons.
UUACUGUUUAGUUUUUACUUUUUAUCAAAACAAACACGCACCGUUGGAACUAGGAAGUAUAGAACAGUAUCAAUUUAUCCAUAUUAUUCUAAAAAUUUUGAUUUUUGUUAGCAUAGCUGAGUUUAAAUAUUAAGCACUUUUUUUGAUUUAAAUUUGCCUUGUAAUUGUUUGUUGACUAAUUGACAGGGAUUUCAUAAAAAUUAAAAUAAUGGUAAGAAGACAACGUGAGCAAAGUACAACUGAAGAUGAAAUAGUUAUAGAUGCAUCUCCACAAAAGAAACACAAACGACAUAAACAUAAAAAGAAAAAACACAGACCCGAUAAUCAGUAUGAUAGUGAUACAUCAAUUGAUGUCUCCUAUGAAGAUGCAUUUAAUAAACCUUACAAAAUAAAAAGCAAAGGAGACAUACCAGGUACUGCAGCUGAAAUAUUAAAAGCUCAAACAAUGAAAUCUUCAUCUGAUUCUCGCAAGUCCAUGCCAGGCUCAUCAUCAAGCAGUCCACCCAAAGUUCCUUCAAAAAAGAAGAAAAAUAAAGGCAAAGACAGUGGCACUUCCAGUGAGGAAGAGAGGUGGCUUGAUGCUAUUAAAUCUGGAAAGUUAGAAGAAGUAGAUGAAGAAUUAAAGAAAAUCAAACCAAAGGACCCAAAAAUGAUGACAGCACGCCAACGAGCAAUGUAUGAGAGAGGCAAUGACAAGGAACCUUGUCCUGGUGGUGAAGUGCUGCUUGCUCUACCCUCUGGAUACAAAGAAAAAAUUAUGACAGCAGAAGCUCUCCAAAAAGCUGCAUUGAAGUCCCAGAAAAGAAAACAAUUAGCAGAUGAAAAAAGAGAAAAAGACAAAAAGAAGACAAUGGAUCGUUUGCUCAAAAAACAAGAGUCAAAAAAUUUAAAAAACGCUUUAAGAGGGAGACCGCUCAGGAAACAAGAACCUUUAAUUGUUUAUAAAAACAAUAACAAUGAAAUUGCUUUGUCUUUUCCAGUAGGAAUUUCAUUUCCCUUAGAAAAUAAAUGUCCAAUACCACCACCAACUCCAGUUGAAUGUAGUGUAGAAGGAUGUAAAAAUAUUAAAAAAUAUAAUUGUUCCAAAAGUAACAAACCACUAUGUAGUUUGGAGUGUUAUAAAAAAAAUAUUGCAUUGCAUUUUGAAAUAAAAAGUUUACUAUAAA